AUGUGUUAUGUCGGGAAGGCAACAAAGAUCUUCAUCUUCAUCGUCACCGCGCUCGUCGUCCUCGGCCUCGUCAUCGGCUUCGGCCCCUUGCGCCACUCCCUCCGCCACCACUCCCACGCCCACCAAUGCUUCGGCGACUCCGCCUCCUGCACUUUCUCCUCCCCCGUGGUCUCCCCCGCCGCCCCCACCACCCAGGUUUACCCUUCUGCCCCCGAUUCCGGGUCCUCGUCGACGACCCAGCCCGCCCCGUCUGGCUCGAACCCUCCUCCCAGCCCGACCGCCGCUGCUACUACCUCGUCGUACCCGCCGCCGCCGAGCCCGAUCCUGAGCCCGCCCGUCACGACGAACCCCACUGCUCCUCCGCCGGCGUCGCCAUCAUUGCCGCUCCCUCCUCCGCCGACGCCGCCAGCGGAAUUGCCGCCUCCGCCGACGCCGUCAACGGAAUUGCCGCCUCCGCCUCCGCCGCCCCCAGCUACUACCGUUGCGGCGCCGCCCUAUACGAGCCCGCCGAGCCCGGUGGUGGUGACUCCAGGCCCUGUGCAUGCUUUAGCUUAG
Syzygium oleosum is the source of this 555-nucleotide messenger RNA. Its product is annotated as proline-rich receptor-like protein kinase PERK8. The record is from RefSeq and is a predicted model, not a curated record. Lineage: Eukaryota; Viridiplantae; Streptophyta; Magnoliopsida; Myrtales; Myrtaceae. The coding region runs from base 1 to 555 and encodes 184 amino acids. The transcript has a single exon.